Molecule: messenger RNA, 1527 nt
Organism: Insectozyma verbasci
Lineage: Eukaryota; Fungi; Ascomycota; Pichiomycetes; Serinales; Debaryomycetaceae
Source: the annotation of a GenBank genome assembly
AUGUCAACUACAAUAACUUCAUCAAGAGAAGAUUUAUUAUCUACUUCUCCAAAUACCACUACAACCACUAUAACACAUCCAUUAACUUAUACUAAUUUACUAUCAUCAACAACAUCAUCUUCAACAUCAUCUUCCUUACCUCGAGAUUCAUCAUCUACUAAUUCAUAUUUUACUCAAAAUCAUAAAUCAAAUUCUUCUACAAUAGAUUUGGGAGUACCCAUAAUAAUCAAUAGAACUGCAGCUACUCCAACCCCUCCUCCAGAACUUUCCACUACCUCAUCCACUACCACAACAAAACCAAAAAUAAAAAUUCCAAAUUAUUAUGUUGCUCCAAAACAUAUUCAACAUCAAGUUUCACAACCAACAACAACUACUUAUUUAAAUCCUCCUCCAUUAAUAAGAAUGAAAAGCGGUCAAUUAUUAAAACCAUCUUUAAAAAGAUGUAGUUCAAGUCCAAAUUUUGGUGGAAAUAUAAUCCCCUCAUCAUCUCCAAGAAAAAGUGUUAAAUUUGCAAGUAGAUUAUUUAAUAUUAAAACUUUUGAUGGUUGUGAUUCUCCAAGUACUGUCAAUUCAGCUUCUCCUUCAUCUCCAUUAGAUUUUACAGAUUCUUCAACUUCUGAUGAUGAUGAUGACGAAGAUAUUGAUUAUUUUACAACUACUACAAAAUCGAAUUUAAAAAAGACUGAAUAUAAAAUGUUAAAACAUAAUAUUAGAUUAAAUAAUAAUGAUGUUAUAUCAUUAGUUCAAUCUUAUAUCAUUAAAAUGGGUCAAAAAUAUUAUUUACAAGGUUUAUUAAAUGUUCAAAAUUUACAUUAUGAAAAACAUAUAAUUAUUAAAAUUUCUGUAGAUAAUUGGUGUAGUAGUAUUAUAUUAUCGGGUCCAAUAAUAAAUUAUCAUCGUCAAAUUAAUUCAUCAUUGGAUCAAUUUAAAUUUAAUAUUAAUUUGGAAAAUAUAAUAAAUUCAACAACAACAACAACAACAACAACAAAAACAACAACAACUUCAGAAUCAUCAAAUAUUACUGAUUUACAAUUAUGUUUUAAACUUGAAAUGGGUAAUCAAACUUAUUGGGCAAAUAAUUAUGGUCAAAAUUAUAAAUUUCAAAUAAAAUCAUUAACAAAAGAGUUUCAAUCACCAUCAACUAAUUCAUUUGAUUCAUAUGAUUUAUCAUUACGAUUAAAUAAACUUAAAUUAGAGUCAGAUUUCAUACUGCCAAAAACGAGUACAAGACCAAUUAUGACUAAAUCAUUUUCAGAUUUAAAUUUAUCAUCAUCAACUAAUUUAAAUACUCCAAAAUAUUCUCAUAGACAAAAGAAUAAAAAUAUUAAUUUAAAUCCAACUAUUUCAAGUUUAUCAUACGAAGAUUUAUUAAAGAAAUAUUGUUUUUCAAGUAAUGAAAUAAAGAAUAGUAAUAAUAAUACUACUACUACUACUACAAAAGAUUCAAAUGUUUUAGUCAGGAGUUGUUCUUCAUUACCUUCUACUGCAUCAACAUUAUAUUCAUUCACGGAUCAAGUUCACAUUUAA